AUGGUUUGCACGGUGAUGCCUCAGCCGUACCUCGCGGCUAGACUCGGGGACGAGAGCGGCGCAACCGCCGGUCUCCCGGCCUCCGGCUCGGACGGUUGCUGGCACCCCGUAAUUGCCGGUGCUCUUUGCGCCGUCAUCGGGGUCGCCGGCAUGAUCGGAGGACUCUCGCUCGGAACGAGGUCCAGCUCCAGCGCGUAUUGCAAGAGCGUUUGCUAGUCUUUAGCUGCAAGCGUAAUCUAUGCUGGAAGCGCGGCGGGGGGGGUUGGGGCUGGUGCUGUCGAGCCGGCGUUCUCUGAGUACCGUUACGUGCACCACCACCCCCCUCAAGAUGCCGAAUACCUCACGGCGCUUCGCGCUUGGUGAUGUGAGAGCCUGGUCCGGCGAGAACCCGACGUGCUCCGUCCCUGCUUUCCAGGGGUGCGAGGUCAAUGGUCUAAUAACGGCUAAUACGGCAUGCGCGACUGUGAGUGCACCCUCCCCCUAGAGUUCCGUGUUGGCCGUUCGAUCUUCGAGUAGUCGAGAGGAGGCGGCAGUGAAGGGGAGUCAACGAGUAGUGCUUUGCUUUUUUAUUUUUAUUUUGGGGUGUUUGGGACCAGUUUAGAAACGCGCUCAAGUUAUACACAACGGAGAGGGCGUGGCCAGAGACCUAUCCAUGCUGCCUGUGAGAGCCCUAUUAAUUUCGCGCAGGGAUUGAGUUGUUCGGGUAACAAUUUUGCGGUCGGUACAGAUGGUAACGUGCCUUUUUGUGUGUGUGUGACGAUGCGCGCACUGUGGGCGAUUUCAAUUGGUUUUGGGUUGCCCCUAGCGAUCGAAAAAAAUGAUGAUCGAAAAAGAUGAUGGGCAUAACUCUCUCUGGCGCCAGGUUGUACUGCGACUGAAAAAAAAAAAGAACGGUAGUGGGCUUCGUUAAACUAGGAAGAACAUGAAGGGUGAGCUUUUCACUUACAGGGCUAUUGCGUACCGGUACUUAAAACUGUGUUCAAGAUCGUGCAGAUUCCAGGCAAUGCUGGCUUUGCACGGAAGUUUUAGCUUGGCGGAAGUACGUCUUGAAUCGUCUCAUGCAUUUUUUUUUUUUUUUGCUUUGAAACAAUCUACCAGGACUCCGCCUUGUGUUCGUUUGUUUUUUUGCGGAGUCCGAGGGCUCCUUCUUUCCAGGAGAAGUGGUGAUGAGGUCUGUUUGAGAGUGUUGGGUUGUCCGCUGGGGAUAGGCGAAGGACGGGAGGGAGCGAGCGGUCCCUGCGGUUGUGGGCAGUCUCAAAUGUCUCAAUCGCAAGAGCCUGCAGUUAGCUGGCCACAAAGAACUGGGAUGACUGCUACAUUUGUGUAGGGUCAUGCGCGUAAGACUUAACAGUAGGUGUCGUCGUGUUUGCGUUGAUCGGUUGAAAUUCGCGGCAAUAUUGUCGCGGUAAAUACCUACCCGUGCGUGGUGCGUGGACCGGGGGCAACGUGCAGGAUCGCCAUACUUGUCCUGGAGUUGAGGUUACGUUUGCUAGUUAGCACGAGGUCGUUUGGAGCGUUCUUUGAUCCGGAAUGGGCGGCGCGAACGCCGUACGCCUUUAUCUCGUAUCUAGCCCCGUUGAGCGGUGAACAUUCAUUGUUGCGCGCCGGAGUACACGUUAAGGAAAUAGAUAAGAAGACUAUGUUUUCCCGGGUCGAAGCUAGCGCAGGCAUGGUGCUCUCUGCGUACCUCGGCCGUGAUGUGCGUGUACCGGUAUUGUGUUUUUUUCUCGCGUUGAGCAGCGUGGGUGGGUGUACCCUAGUCGAAGAUGCUAAGAGCGUGUGCAGCAUCCCGCCGUCCGUUGUGUCUGUCGCUCUUGAUUGUUGUAUGAUUGUUCUCGGUUGCUUUGUGGUGUUCAUGCCCUUUUGGAUUGUACUGCUGUAACGUGACGGCGCACGCGAACCGCUGCUUUUUGUCUUUCUCCCGGCAGGUUUUAGGUCAUAUGUUGUAAACGAAUAGUAACCCGUCGUCCGUGAUGUUGCUGGCCUGAAGGCUAUAAUGAAAGUCACUGAUUGGCGCGGCGUGACCUUUCGCUGCAGAGCUCUUGGUCAUUUUCGCGGAAAGUUGGGGUCAACGAGUACUGCUGUAUAUCAACGUCACCGCACGCCGAGGAGAGAAGAAAAAAAGUGCCCAUUUCUCUCGAGGGAAGGUGAACAUACUAUUUAGUGGUGAGGUUGCCCGUUUGCCCGGAACAUGCACGAUGUGGGGU
Messenger RNA from Ectocarpus sp. CCAP 1310/34, 2207 nucleotides. NCBI's taxonomy places the organism in Eukaryota, Phaeophyceae, Ectocarpales, Ectocarpaceae. The record is from the annotation of a GenBank genome assembly.